UGUGGGAUCACCCCUUCCAUGUUCAUUGGUAGAAACCGUACACAUUAACAGCACAUUCAACUUUAAGUUUAUGCUUCUCCAAACUCGAGUUGCAAAACAGCAAAUAUAACAAAAAAAAAUUGUAAGGUGAAAUUAUAAUAUAUUAAAGUCGACAGAGAUUCAUUUACAAUAGACCUGUCAAAGUUGCUAGUUAACCAGGCAAAAUGGCAGAAGAUAGCUUAAUGCUUAGUGUCGGGUAAGCCUAAUGACAGUUCAUGCAAAUACUGAAGUGCAUGCAAAUGGAUAAACAAAUCAGCAUUACACACCCUUUGUGUUUGCUUUUGGACAAUGUUUUAAUUUCAUGGUGCAUUGUGAAAAAAAAGAGGUUAGAUUUAAAUUCUUCCAGUGGUCCUGUAGUAGCCUACCACUGCCUAUUCACAUUUUGUUUUUCUCUUCUUAAACCCACCAAGUUAAAGCUAGUUCAAGGUUUUUAAUCAGUGAAUGAGGUGAAUUAUUAUUUGAGUUGGGAGCAGGGAAAAUACCAAAAUGUCCACAGCAGUGGUACACCAGGACCAAAAAUGACAAACACUGGAUUACAUUUGAAAGCUAACACUUUUAUAUAAAUAUAAGUAUUUUAAACAUAUUUUAAACCAAUAGUAAAUUUGUGAUUUUGACUAACUGGAGGCACACUGCUGUGUGUUAUAUACCAAGGCAAAUUUAAACAAAAGGUCAACCAGCAGAUGUCGUAGCCGCACAGAGCAGUGAAUAGUCUUGUGUUGCCAGAUCGUGUUUCUCCGACACCAAGCUGCAAUUAAUGACAUUGCGUAAAGCUGGAAGAUCGAUAAUAAUAUCGCUUGCUGUUGACGCAUGCGAUUUCAUGCAUGUAGCGUUUAAUUAUUUAAUAUUUUGAAAUGGUUCAUUCUUAACAUUAUCCAUAUUAAGCCGAGACUGGCUAGGAUUUAAGGAAUUCAAUCUGGCAACCCCAUCUCAGAAAGAGACGCGCAGACUUGGCAAUGAGCAUGGAAGGGGUGAUCCCGCAUUUAAUAAUUUAAAUAAAUAAAUAAACGAUGUACGAAAAUAGUGAAAACGGUCCGGUUUCUUCUUCUGGGGAAAAGAGUUGUCACUCAGCCUAUAAUGUGGAUCCUCAACACGUAAAAUAUGAGAAAGGCACACAAAAAAGGAGAAAGAACAAGAUUAAACCAGAGAAGCCCAUGUUAUCAUUAGGCUACUACAGACACGGGGUUGCCAGAUUCUCACCCAAAAGUCCUUCACUGGGUUGUGCUGAAAAGUGCUUGGGUUUGUUGACAAAAUUUGGGAUGAUUCUUCUAGGCGAACAUUUACUGUUUAUUAUUAAAAUGGAAAGAAAUUCAUGCUACUAAAUUUGAGGAACUGGAUUGAAUGACUUUACUUAUUGCUCUGAAGAAGAAGCUUGCUAUUAUAUAUAUAUUAGUUAGGCUGUACUCCUAAAUAAUUCAGUGAUUAAGUAGUAAAUACGAUUAUUGUUUUGCCAUGAUGCCCGAUCCACCUAUGUGAAUCUGCACUGUUUCAAUAUAGGGAAUGUAUUAUGCACAGUGUGCAUUGGGAUGGAAACAUAAAAAAAAACAAUCUGGCAACACUGCGUACAGUAAACAGUUGUGGUGCGCUCUGUCGCGGCACGGCCUUCAGUGCAGACGUCGCGCGUGCCGCAUGUGCGCGCCUGUCGGUUUGGAUUCGUGUUUGAGUGCACAGGACGCCAGCGAGACUUGAAGGAAAACACACCUGCUCUCUUAUUUCGAGGGCAUGAUGAGAGAGAGAGGAGGAGGAGGACGAGGAGGACGAGGACCACAGAGAGCAUAACGAUGAGUGAACGUGCAGCGUAAGGAUUUUUGGUCAGGGAACGAAGAAGAAGAAAAAAAAAAACCAGCAAUGGAGAACCAAACGAUCACGGAGCCGCGAUGCUACGAGGACGUCUGCAAGAGCGGCUACCUGCGCAAGCCGAAAUCCGCGCACCGGCGCUUCUUCGUGCUCCGCGCGCCUUCUGAGCGCGGCCCUGCCCGCCUCGAGUACUACGAGAGCGAGAAGAAAUUCCGGAGCAAGUCGCCGGUGCCCAAGAAGGUUGUCGACCUGGAAUCGUGCUUUAACAUCAACAAGCGAGCCGACUCCAAAAACAAGCACAUGAUCGUGCUACACACCCGCGGAGAGAGCUUCGCCGUGGCCGCGGACACUGAGGAGUUGCAGAACGAGUGGUAUCAGGCCAUGCUGGACCUGCAGUGCAGAAGUAAGACCCCAGAAGACUAUGGCAGUGGAGGAGAAUGUGGACUGCUAUCCCCUGGCCCUAUUUUUAAGGAGGUAUGGCAGGUGAAGCUAUGGCCCAAAGGCCUAGGGCAAGCAAGGAACCUGAUCGGCAUCUACAGACUCUGCCUUACUGAUAAUACAGUCAACUUUGUGAAGCUCAACUCGGAUACACCUGCUGUAGUGCUCCAACUGAUGAAUGUGCGCCGCUGUGGCCAUUCAGAGAACUUUUUCUUCAUCGAAGUGGGCCGUUCAGCCAUGACAGGACCUGGAGAAUUUUGGAUGCAAGUGGAGGAUUCUGUAGUUGCACAGAACAUGCAUGAGACUCUUCUAGAAGCUAUGAAAGCCCUGAGUGAAGAAUUCCGUCAACGGAGCAAAACCCAGGCAGUGGGUACUUCCUGUGGAGGCGGCACAGCCUCGAAUCCUAUUAGCGUGCCAUCACGACGCCACCAUCCAAAUCUGCCACCUUCCCAGGUAGGCUUCUCCAGGCGGGCUAGGACAGAGACUCCUGGUGUGCCUCACAGUACCAACACAUCUCCAACAUCUCGACAUGGCUUCUCCCGGUCACGCACAGCUAGUAUUGGCGCACGGACAGAGGAUAGCAGUGGCAGAAUGACUGCUCUCAGCACCAGUCCAAGCCUCAAUGGCUCCUCUUGCUCCACCACCCCUACGCUACGACCCAAACCCACGAGAGCGCCUACCCCGGCCAAGAUCACACUUAGUUUGGCGCCAUACACCCCUAAGAACCCAGCACCUUCCCCAGCCCCUAGUCUCUCCUCUAGCUCCGGGCAUGGAUCCGAGUGUGGACUGAGUGGAGCUCCAUUAGGGACAGUGCCCAUCUGCACCUAUGCUCGGAUCCCACAGAGAGUGUCCAUGUCAGGCUCCCCGAGUGACUAUGGCUCCUCUGAUGAGUAUGGAUCUAGCCCUGGUGAGCACUCCCUUCUUGCUGCAGGUCUCUCUACUGCAUUAGUAGAUGGCUCUACUAGCUGCAUAUUAGUGGGUCACAGAGACACCGCUCACAAGAGAAUGCAUGGGCGCAGGAUUCUUCGACGCUCCUCUAGCAGAGAGUAUGAAGCUGAGCGUAGGUUACAUAGCAAGCGUACUUCUCUUCCACCUUCUACUGCUCGGGAGCGUAUAGUGCCUCAUUGCAGGGAAGAAGAAGAUGAAGAGGAUGAAGACUACGCAGUGAUGUCUCGCAGCACCAGCAGAGAAUCAUUCACCUCACGUCGAGGCUCAGGAAGCUCAGUAACUCCAAGUGGGCAGGUGGAAACUUCAGCAAAUAAAGGUGUCAAUACAAAGGAGAGUCUGGAGAACACAUCGAUUGACAGUGGUUACAUGUCUAUGCUGCCAGGUGUUACAGCUCCUGCAAGUCUGUCUCUUUCAGUGUCUGAAACGGAACCAAAGGGAGGGGAUGAGUACAUGACUAUGACCCCCAACAGUAGUGUUUCACCCCCACAGAACAUCCGGCUUCCUGUCUCUGAGGGCUACAUGAUGAUGUCCCCCCACAGCAGCUGUUCACCAGAUCUACAUGGAAUGAGUGGGUGCUUGUGGGGUAGCAGGAGCAGCAUGGAGAGUCGAGCAGGCAGUGACUACAUGAACAUGUCACCCAUUAGUGCCAGGUCAGCCUGCAGCACACCACCUUCACACCCAGAACAACAUCCACUACAGCCCAAAACUGUGUACUCCUACUUUUCCCUGCCACGGUCGUAUAAACAUACCACCCUCUCUACUCGCUUUGAGGAUAAUUUGGGAGAGGGGAGGAGGCCAGAGGCAAUUUCUAGGGGUGAAGGUGUUUCUGGAAGGAGGACUGGACGGGGUGGUUAUCCCAGUAGUGCUGACUCUGCUGCUGGCCCCAAUGGAGGUGGAAACCUUUCCCUGUCCUCCUCAUCAUUUUCUUCCAGUUCAGCAAGCACUGAGAGUUUGGAGGACAAACCUCUGUCCCUGCCUGCUGGUGGAAUUGGGAAGGCCACCAGGUCGAGCACAGGACACAGGGUAGGGGGUGUUCACCCCAGAGAUUCAGCCCACCAUUUUCACCAGCAGAGACGAGGGCCAGGUGUCCAGAAACAGGGUCAUCCACAGCAACGAAAAGGCAGACCCUUUAGUCUCUAUGUGGACAUGUCCAAAGCCAACACCCUACCAAGAGUCAAAGAAAAUGUACAGCCAUUAGUACCCCAAAGCUCUGGUGAAUAUGUUAGCAUUGUUUAUCAGGGUGAUCAGGGAAAGUGCAGCAGAGUGGUAGCAGGUUUAGAUCAGGGGAGCACUGUGGUUGAAGGGCAUUCAGGAGCCUUAUACCAACCGUCUGCAUGCCAAACUGGUGGUACCAAUCUGCCCCGCAGUUUCUCAGCACCCCUCUCGACUUCCAUCUCUGUGUCCUCAGAGUAUGUUAACAUGGAUUUGGGUCAUUCAUCAUCUCCUCUGUCCUGCACAUCUCUCUCUUCUUUCAGUCCCACCCCAGCAGUAGCUCCAAAAGCAAGAGAGAAUCCCACGAGGGCACCUCAAGUGGCACAGGAAGCUGAAAAGGCACACAGAAAGAGUGGUAUGUCCACUUUGCCGUCUGGGGAUAUGACUGGUGCGCCUUUCACAGGCAACACAGAAAUGGCAUUUGGAUUGGCUAUAGUAGAAAACCCCUUGCAUGGUCCUAAACCUGGGCAAACAGCUGAGCAAUCUUCUAUUGAGCAGGAACAAAGCAUGGAUUUCCACUCACCCAAGGUAUUCCCCAAGUUAGACCAAGGUGCCAGACUAGUCAGAGCGGAAUCAUCAGCAAGACGGAGACAUCGCUCAGACACCUUCAAGGCACCUCCAGCACUCUCUCCCUCUUCCUCCUCCUCUAUUUUUGUGGAAGCUCCCCAGGCCACUACAACUCGAUGCCAUGGGCUAGAGAGUUCCCUUUGGGCUACUGGGCAGCCAUCUGGUCCUGGGAUGGCAGCUCUAACUACAGCCCAGGCUUCAUCUUUGUUACUAGAGCAAGGUCUAAAUUACAUUGACCUUGACUUGGCUGGUAAGGACAACCCUCAAAUGAGCCUGGAUGGAUCUUCUGGGCCCCACUUCACUGUCCUGGGAGAAGGGUUAACAGUGGGAUUAGGUGGAACAGCAGCCGGGGGAAGCAGCAACUCCAGCAUCAACACAUAUGCCAGCAUUGACUUUUUCAAGUCAGAGGAACUAAGAGUCCACCAAAAUAACAGGAAAGACAGCAAAGAGUGCUGAUCAUCCUGCUUGGUGAAGAGGAACAGAUGUGUGUGUGUGCGUGUGCAUUAGAGAGCGAAUGCGUGGGUGUGUUGUAUGCGUCUCCGUGUGUGUGAGUUCUGCAGGUGUGGACGCUCACCUUGUAAAAAAUCUUUUGUUUCCAUCGGUUACAAUCGGAACAAAAUUUUGCCAAAAGACUAUUGGUCAUGACAAACCAUUCACACUAAGACGGACAUCUCCUUCAGCCAAUCGGGAAGGAUUAAAGCAACUCUGACUGCCAACCAGGAGCCAAUGAUAUUCCUUCCUGUCCCCCCCCCCCGUCAUUAUGAAAAUUUCAAAAAUAAUUGUAAUA
This is a messenger RNA of Ictalurus punctatus (channel catfish), 5785 nucleotides long. Its product is annotated as insulin receptor substrate 1-B. The record is from RefSeq and is a predicted model, not a curated record. Gene Ontology annotation, molecular function: insulin receptor binding; phosphatidylinositol 3-kinase binding. Gene Ontology annotation, biological process: insulin receptor signaling pathway. Bases 1885 to 5454 code for a protein of 1189 amino acids. NCBI's taxonomy places the organism in Eukaryota, Metazoa, Chordata, Actinopteri, Siluriformes, Ictaluridae. The transcript is spliced from 3 exons. Gene Ontology annotation, cellular component: cytosol; plasma membrane.